Molecule: messenger RNA, 463 nt
Organism: Ostrea edulis (European flat oyster)
Lineage: Eukaryota; Metazoa; Mollusca; Bivalvia; Ostreida; Ostreidae
Product: kremen protein 1-like
Exons: 2
Coding region: 36-278 (80 amino acids)
Source: RefSeq, a predicted model, not a curated record
CACUUGGUUGUUAUGAAGACUUCUAUCCGAGCCGUAUGCUGAAAUCUCCAGCCCACAACCCUGUCCCUAACGGGAGAAGGCAGUGCCGUGUGUCAUGCACUAAACAAGACAAGUACAAGUUCUUUGGACUAGAGGCAGGAUUUGAGUGCUUUUGUGGAAAUGAGAUGAACAAAAUCUACAAGUUACGACCCAGGAGGGAGUGCAAUAUGACAUGUGUGGGCAACGUUCAGGAGACCUGUGGGGGUCUGUGGAGGAUUGAGAUGUUUUCUCUACAGUAGAGUAAGCAUAUGACGAGGCGCCUGGAACAGACAAGGCUUCAUCGUUAUACCGCAAUCGUUACAUUAUACAUGUAUAUGCACAGUACAACACGCUUAUAAUGAACACGCUUUUAACAAAUGCAUGUGUAAUGCGAAGUGAUAUUAAUUCUCCUAUGAGAGGAGAGAGAGAGAGAGAGAGAGAGAGA